This is a messenger RNA of Pediculus humanus corporis (human body louse), 1215 nucleotides long. RefSeq names its product Ataxin-10, putative. Gene Ontology annotation, biological process: neuron projection development. The coding region runs from base 1 to 1215 and encodes 404 amino acids. The record is from RefSeq and is a predicted model, not a curated record. Lineage: Eukaryota; Metazoa; Arthropoda; Insecta; Psocodea; Pediculidae. Gene Ontology annotation, cellular component: cytosol. The transcript is spliced from 2 exons.
AUGGAAUUAUCAAUAGAAACUAUAUGCAAUUUUUCAAAAAACUCUAAUUAUGUUAAACUUGAUGAUGUUAUUAAUGCUUUUAGACAAUUAAGAAAUUUAUGUGCCAAAGGUGUAGAGUACCAGAAUGCCAUAUCAAAAAACUCACAAAUUAUUGAAAAUACUAAAAAUUUACUUUUGGAAAUUAGUUUGAGCAAAACCAUCGAAGAAAAAUUAAAUUUAUGUCUUAUAGUCGGUUUACAGUUUUUAGGCAACUUACUGGUAAAUAAUAAAAGUAAUCAAUUAAAAAUUUGGUCUUCUUGUCAAGAUUUACUAACAAGUUGUUUAAUCCUUGACAAUGUUAAAAUUCAGCACUGCUCUCUAAUGAUUAUGUACAAUAUUUUUUUGGGUAAUCCAAGCUGUAUAUGUAAUCUCUCACACCCCUAUGUUACAAUUUUUGAUUUGGCAGUUAGAGAAAACUCUUCUGAAUAUUCAGUAUUUAUUUUGGACCUUUUUAUCACAAACAUAAAAUAUCUAGAAAGAUUUUAUAACCAAUUAAAAACUGAAUACAAAUGUUUAAUUUUAGAAGAAAUCCAAAGGCUAGUAAAAGAAAAAUUAUUAUCAACUGAAAACUUAAAUUCUAACUGGAUUUUAAAUGUAGCUGAAAAAAAAGAAGAUACCAAUUAUUUAAUAAGAGAAAUAUUAAAGUUAUUUGAAUUGCUGAUUUGCUUUUCUUCUGAUGAUGAAAAAUGUUUAAAAGUUCUUCAAAAAGAAACUUCUUUUUUUAUUAACUGUGUAACACUAUUAAAAGCUGUACAUGCUUUAAAAAAAGAAAAUGAAAAUAAUUUUAAAAUGAAAUGCAAAUUAUCAGAUCUUGACAAUUUGGAUGAAAAAUGUUCAGAUAAUCCUGUAUUUGGAUUUAAGGCUGAUUUGAUUAGAAUAAUUGGUAAUAUGUGUUGGAAAAAUUCAAAAUUACAAGACAUUAUUAACGAAUUAGAAGGUAUACAAAUAAUUUUAGACUGUUGUAUUAUUGAUAGUAAUAAUCCUUUUAUAACUCAGUGGAGUAUACUAGCAAUUCACAAUAUUUGUGAGAAUAACUUGAAAAAUCAAAAAGUUAUAGGUCUUAUGUCAAAACAAGGUAUAAUUGAUAUUAAUCAAUUAAAGGAAUCUGGUCUGAUAUUAGAUUCCAAUGCAGGUGGUGAUUCCAUAUGUUUAGCUCCGCUUAAAAUAAAUGAUUGA